Molecule: messenger RNA, 1043 nt
Organism: Lathyrus oleraceus (garden pea)
Lineage: Eukaryota; Viridiplantae; Streptophyta; Magnoliopsida; Fabales; Fabaceae
Product: probable lipid-A-disaccharide synthase, mitochondrial
Exons: 3
Coding region: 1-798 (265 amino acids)
Biological process (GO): lipid A biosynthetic process
Molecular function (GO): phospholipid binding; lipid-A-disaccharide synthase activity
Source: RefSeq, a predicted model, not a curated record
AUGCCAAGAAAAAGAACCGAGCAGAUAGCGGCUAAUGAAAGACCCACAGAGGAGUCACCGGUAGAAGGUUUCAGCAUUGACAAGAAGUCAAUGUCAAGAAAAAGAACCGAGUCACACGCAGAAACAUCCCAGCAUUCACAAUCUAAAGAAAUACCCAUCAAAGAAUCAACAUUGGAAUCCCAUCCAUGGCACUGGCGAAUCCCAACAAAAUUCAAAAUUCCCAGUAUUUCCGAAGACUCACCGUGGCCUUUAGAUGAGUCAUUGGGAAAAGACGCCGAGCAGUCAUCGCCCACCAGAAAAGAGUCUUCCUCAACAGACGGAAUUUUCGACGCCGGGCAGUCAUCGAGAAAAGGUGAAACUUCUGGCAAGCAGUCCAGCCAAAAAGCCAAGUCCACAUCUGGGACAGUUGUUGUGGAGCUGCAGCUUGCACGUUUACCUUGUGUUAUGGCAUACCGUGCCCAUAUUUUGACUGAAUGGUUUAUUAGGUAUAAAGCCAAGAUACAAUACAUGUCACUUCCCAAUAUUCUUUUGAAUUCAGCCAUUAUUCUCGAAGCACUCUUUCUAUCGUGCGAACCAGCAAACCUAGCCCUAUUGCUCAAAGAUUUAAUACAUGAUCAUGUUUGUCGAGAAAAACAAAUACUUUCAGCGCAAAAGUUUGUCAAGCUUUUAACGCCUUCAAAAAGAAUAAACCAGAACCUUGCAAAGCAAAGUUUGACGGGAAAAUGUCCUGAUUACAGUCCAAGUGCUGUUGCAGCGUUGACUAUAUUAAACUAUGGGAAGUCUGUGAUUCAUGACUAAUAAACAAGUUUAUGUGGAAUUGAAUUUAUUACUACUAAGGUUUAAGGUUUGAAGCAUUUAUAGCUGCAAAUCAGUUACUUGUUACUGUUAGAAGAAACAUUUUCUGUUGAUACAUAACUAGUGAGAAUAGCUUUCAACGAGUCGAUUUAGCUUGCAUGAUUAGAAUGAUAUUUGCAAUAAAAACUAUUAGUUGUCAUGGUAGAUGUCUAAUAUAUUCUUCGAAAUGUUCUCUUCCUUUUCGUUUC